AUGGCGCUGAUCACGACUGAAACCAAGGCACCCCAGUUCUUCGAUGAUCGGAAGCCGCUCACAGAUCCUCCGUCUGUCGCGGUCACACCGUGUGAUCCGUGGCCUCGACCGUAUUACCUCGAGAAUGGCCUCCGGCGUGUGGCUCCUUAUCAUUUCACAUACAAUACCUACUGUAAACAGCGAUGGCGGGGGCGGGAAAUCCUCGACAUCUUCGCUGCUGAGUUUCGAGACCGCACGCGCGAGUACUACAAGCAGGCGAUCGAGACGGGCCAGAUCUCAAUUAACGGGAAACCAUGUAAAGAUGUCCAUACCAUUGUUCAGAAUGGCGAUGUCAUCUCACAUACGCUGCACAGACACGAGCCGCCGGUGACGGCGCAGCCGAUUCGAGUCAUCAAUGAAACGGAUGACAUGAUUGUUAUCGACAAGCCUGCCGGUGUGCCCGUCCAUCCGGCUGGUCGGUACAACUACAAUUCGGUCGUCGAGAUCAUGAAAGCCGAGCGCCAUUUCGCCUUCAAACCCUUGCCCUGCAACAGACUUGAUCGGUUGACGAGUGGUGUCAUGUUUAUUGGGAAGACAAGCAAAGAGGCGGAGGCGAUCAGUGAAAAACUGCGCGGGCGGACAGUCCGCAAGGAAUACGUUGCAAGAGUCAAAGGCCGAUUCCCUGACGGAGACGGCUGGGACGGUGACCCAAUGCGCGGAGGGAUUGUGAAAUGUGAGGAGAGCAUUCUGCAAAUCAGUCCCAUUGUUGGACUCAAUCGAGCUCGAGCGAGCGGGAAAUCUGCGAAGACAUUGUUCAGACGCCUGGCAUAUUAUCCUCACAAACCACACCCAACGACAAACCCGAAGGCCACCUCGAACUCGAACGGGUCAUUGACGAAUAAUCAGACGGAGGCCCAACCGGCACCAGCAAUCUCCGGUACGGAGAAUGAAGGCUACAGCAUUGUCCACUGCCUUCCUUUGACGGGGCGAACGCAUCAAAUCCGAGUCCAUCUACAGUUUCUAGGUCACCCGAUCACGAACGAUCCAAUAUACAGCAACAGAGCUGUCUUUGGGCCUGGUCUUGCCAAAAAUGAUUCGAGCCCAGAGAAGGACGAGGAGAUUAUAGCGAAGCUCAAAUUGGUAGGGAAAAGUGAGGUCUCUGACUCCAUAUCAUAUGAGCAGGAGCGACUGGCGAUGCUUGUGGACCAGACACAACAAAUGACUGUGACUGGGGCGGCCAAGUUGAGCGAAGCGUCACGUUCAUCUGCCUCAACUGGGGAGGACCCAUUCUUCAAACCGUUACCGGCUGGCACGUUACAUGCCGGGUCUCUCGGAGGAUCGGGGGAGGAUGCCAUGCACAAUGACGCUCAAUACGGGGCAUUCGUGAAAGCACACGAUGAGAUGGUGGCAGACUACAACAAGCGGAAAGGAGAAAAGAUGACAGGCGAGAGAUGUCCAGUAUGCGACACUCCAUUAUACUCGGACCCUGGUCCUCAUGAACUGGGCAUAUAUCUUCACGCCCUCUCGUAUGCCGAUGUGGCCGAAGGUAGCUGGAGCUAUCGCAGCCCUGCGCCACAAUGGGCGUUGCCUCCAGAUGGUGUCGAUGGGCCAAGGGAUAUUGGUCCGUGGGAGUAUCGUGGUGAUGAAGUCUUAGAGAUAGGCGACGAGAAGGAGGAUGAGAAGGCGAAGAAUCGGACGGGUUUGAUGAAGAACAAAGGUGAAGUCGUUUGA
This is a messenger RNA of Fonsecaea erecta, 1710 nucleotides long. RefSeq lists its product as hypothetical. The record is from RefSeq and is a predicted model, not a curated record. Gene Ontology annotation, molecular function: pseudouridine synthase activity; RNA binding. The transcript has a single exon. Gene Ontology annotation, biological process: pseudouridine synthesis. Bases 1 to 1710 code for a protein of 569 amino acids. NCBI's taxonomy places the organism in Eukaryota, Fungi, Ascomycota, Eurotiomycetes, Chaetothyriales, Herpotrichiellaceae.